Molecule: messenger RNA, 1888 nt
Organism: Pistacia vera
Lineage: Eukaryota; Viridiplantae; Streptophyta; Magnoliopsida; Sapindales; Anacardiaceae
Product: pentatricopeptide repeat-containing protein At5g18475
Exons: 1
Coding region: 112-1671 (519 amino acids)
Molecular function (GO): protein binding
Source: RefSeq, a predicted model, not a curated record
GUUAGACUUCAAAUGUCUAGUUUGUUUGCUCAUGCUAAUGAAAAUGUGUUUGAUAGUCUUUAUCUUUUUCAGAGUGCAGAUAAUGAAGCCCUAAAAUCAGCCUGAAUUUUCAUGAAAUCCAUAAGAUUCUCAAUUCAUAAGCGUUGCUGUUUCUCCUCCUCCUCCUCUUCACUUCCAUGGAUUUCUCCUCUUCAACUUUUGAAGGCCAAUACCCCGAAACCAGACCCUCCAACCGAAACUUUGAACACCUCUGUGGAGGUUAGCAAAAAAUCGAAAUUUAUUUCACAUGAAGCUGCCAUCAGUUUGAUCAAGCGUGAGAGAGAACCACAGCGUGCCUUGGAAAUAUUUAAUAAGUUAUCAGAGCAAAAGGGUUUUAACCACAACAAUGCCACCUAUGCAACAAUUCUUGAUAAGCUUGCUCGGUCAAAAAAGUUUCAAGCCGUUGAUGCGGUUCUUCAUCAAAUGAAAUAUGAAACUUGUAAAUUUCAUGAGGGGAUAUUUCUUAUUCUCAUGAAGCAUUUUUCAAAAUGUUCUCUGCAUGAAAGGGUGCUUGAGAUGUUCUAUGCAAUUCAGCCAGUUGUUCGUGAAAAGCCUUCUCUCAAAGCCAUCAGCACUUGUCUUAAUCUCUUGGUUGAUUCAGGCCAGGUUGAUUUGGCCCAAAAAUUUCUCUGUUAUUCUAAUAAGUGUCUCAAAUUGAAGCCAAAUACCUGCAUUUUCAAUAUCUUGGUUAAGCAUCAUUGCAAAAAUAGGAAUUUUGAUUCUGCCUUUGAAGUUUUGAAGGAGAUGAAAAGGUCCAGGAUUUCUUAUCCUAAUUUGAUCACCUACUCAACUCUGAUGGACGGUCUCUGUGGAAGUGAAAGAUUCAGAGAAGCGAUUGAUCUCUUUGAGGAAAUGGUCUCAAAGGAUCAGAUCUUGCCUGAUGCCCUGACUUACAACAUUCUUAUUAAUGGCUUCUGUCGUGGAGGGAAAGUUGAUCGGGCAAAGAAGAUUUUUGAGUUCAUGAAGAAUAAUGGAUGCAGUCCAAAUUUAUUCAAUUACUCAGCCUUAAUGAAUGGUUUUUGUAAAGAGGGAAGGUUGCAAGAGGCCACAGAGGCUUUUAAUGAGAUGAAGAGCUUUGGCCUUAAACCUGAUACAGUGGGCUAUACUACAUUAAUUGAUUGCUUCUGUAGGGCAGGUAAGACUGUCGAAGCCAUGGAGUUGCUCAAAGAGAUGAAAGAAGGAGAGUGUAAAGCUGAUAUUGUAACUUUUAAUGUGUUACUUGGAGGAUUAUGCAGAGAGGGUAGGUGUGAAGAGGCACUCAGUAUGCUUGAGAAACUGCCAUACGAGGGUGUUUAUCUGAACAAAGCGAGUUACAGGAUUGUCUUGAAUUUUGUGUGCCAAAAAGGUGAAUUGGAGAAGGCUGCUGAGCUAUUGAGUUUGAUGCUGGGUAGGGGGUUUAUACCGCAUCAUGCAACUUCAAAUGAGUUACUGGUACGCCUCUGUAAAGCUGGAAUGGUAGAAGAUGCCGCUAUGGCAUUGUUUGGAUUAGUAGAAAUGGGGUUCAAACCAGAGCCUGAUUCAUGGGCUGUUUUGAUUGAAUUGAUUUGCAGAGGAAGAAAACUUUUGUUUGCAUUUGAAUUGCUCGAUGAUUUAGUCAUUAUAGAGUCAGGAAACUUGCAACAUUGUUCUUAAUUGAAGGGACAGGCUUCUGAAGGGGAAACUCAUUGGCGUCUCUAUGUUGUAAAAGACGCUGAUAAAUAUUACUAGAACUAGAGUAGUGAUUCAAAACACGAAGCUGGAAUGACCGCAGUUAUGUUUCCGUAUUAUUAUGUUUUUGAAAUUAAAUUUAUAGUAAAAAUGUACUAAUUUUAAGAUUGACAUAAAUAUAAUUGUUACUUUUGAAUUCUAA